CCGAGAGCGAGAACAUCGCCUCGUUGCACAACCAGAUCACAGCUUGUGAUGCCAUCUUGGAGCGCAUGGAGCAGAUGCUGGGCGCCUUCCAGUGCGACCUGAGCAGCAUCAGCUGCGAGAUCCAGACGUUGCAGGAGCAAUCGGUGGCCAUGAACUUGAGGCUGAAGAACCGCCAGGCCGUGCGGAGCCAACUGAGCCAACUGGUGGACGAGCUGGUGGUGCCGGCCACCAUGAUCAGCACCAUCCUGGAGGUGCCGGUGACGGAGCAGGACUUCAUGGAGCAGCUCCACGAGCUCAACAACAAGAUCAACUACGUGAAGGAGCAGGCGUUCCGGGAGACCAUGGCCUGCGCCGACGUGCAGCACGUCCUGGAGAAGCUCAAGAUCAAGGCCGUCACCAAGAUCCGGGAGUUCGUCCUGCAGAAGAUCUACUCGUUCCGCAAGCCCAUGACCAACUACCAGAUCCCGCAGAACGCUCUGCUCAAGUACAGGUUCUUCUACCAGUUCCUGCUGGGCAACGAGCGGGCCGUGGCGCAGGAGCUGCGGGAGCAGUACGUGGAGACCAUGAGCAAGAUCUACCUGUCCUACUUCAAGUCCUACACCAGCCGUCUCAUGAAGAUCCAGUAUGAGGAGGUGGCAGAGAAGGAUGAUCUCAUGGGUGUGGAGGACACGGCCAAGAAAGGCUUCUUCUCCAAGCCGUCGCUGAAGAACCGCAACACCAUCUUCACGCUGGGCAACCGCGGCGCCGUCAUCAGCGCCGCCGAGCUGGAGGGCCCCAUCAUCGUGCCCCACACGGCGCAGAAGAGCGACGUGCGGUACCCCUUCGAGUCGCUGUUCCGCAGCCAACACUACGCCCUGCUGGACAACAGCUGCCGCGAGUACCUCUUCCUGUGCGACUUCUUCAUGGUGACGGGGCCCAGCGCCCAGGACCUCUUCAACGCCGUCAUGGGCAAGACGUUGGCCAUGUUCGUGAAACACAUGGAGUCCUACGUGUCCGACUGUUACGACAGCAUCGCCGUCUUCCUCUGCAUCCACAUCGUGCUGCGUUUCCGGGCCAUCAUGGCCAAGCGCAACAUCCCCGCCGUGGACAAAUACUGGGAGACGCUCUUGGAGACCCUGUGGCCCCGUUUCGAGCACAUCCUGGAGCAGAACAUCCAGAGCAUCCAGAACACGGACCCGCAGAAGCUGGGCUUCCUCGACACGCGGCCCCACUACAUCACCCGGCGCUACGCCGAGUUCUCCUCGGCCAUCGUGAGCAUCAACCAGACCUUCCCCAACGAGAAGACCCACGCGCUGCUGGGGCAGCUGCAGGUGGAGGUGGAGAACUUCGUGCUGCGGGUGGCGGCCGAGUUCUCCUCGCGCAAGGAGCAGCUCAUCUUCCUCAUCAACAACUACGACAUGAUGUUGGGCGUCCUCAUGGAGCGAGCGGUGGAGGAGAGCAAGGAGGUGGAGGGCUUCCAGCAGCUGCUCUCGGCGCGCACCCAGGAGUUCAUCGAGGAGAUCCUCUCGCCGCCCUUCGGAGGGAUGAUCGCCUUCGUCAAGGAGGCCGAGGCGCUGGUGGAGAAGGGACAGCUGGAGCGGCUGCGCGGCGAGGAGGCCCGGGUGACCCAGCUCGUCCGCGGCUUCUCCAGCACCUGGAAGGCCGCCGUAGAGGCGCUCAGCCAGGACGUCAUGAGAUCCUUCAGCAACUUCAAGAACGGCACCGGCAUCAUCCAGGGCGCCCUCACGCAGCUCAUCCAGUACUACCACCGGUUCCACAAGGUGCUGGCGCAGCCGCCGCUGCGCGCGCUGCCCGUCCGCGCCGAGCUCAUCAACAUCCACCACCUCAUGGUGGAGCUCAAGAAGCACAAGCCCAACUUCUAG
Molecule: messenger RNA, 1862 nt
Organism: Tinamus guttatus (white-throated tinamou)
Lineage: Eukaryota; Metazoa; Chordata; Aves; Tinamiformes; Tinamidae
Source: RefSeq, a predicted model, not a curated record